Molecule: messenger RNA, 1853 nt
Organism: Lotus japonicus
Lineage: Eukaryota; Viridiplantae; Streptophyta; Magnoliopsida; Fabales; Fabaceae
Product: putative kinase-like protein TMKL1
Exons: 2
Coding region: 531-1592 (353 amino acids)
Biological process (GO): protein phosphorylation
Molecular function (GO): ATP binding; protein kinase activity
Source: RefSeq, a predicted model, not a curated record
UAGUUACCCCAACAUCAUCUAACUUCAAUUUUGCAUCUCACAAAAUUCCAAAUCUCUCCCUCACAUACACGUCAUUCUUGGUGUGGCAGAUGAGUACUUUCACACACAUAAGCAGUAACACCAGAGUCAAUUUCAGAUAGAACCUCACAUGCCUUAGAUCUGUGUCACAUUGCAUCCACAUUCCAGCGUGUAAAUGCUUUAACUCUUCCAUAGUCCCACAAAGAAACUCUUCACUGCUAAGAUCUCUGCUCCUCCAAUUAUUGUAAACUUUUUGCCACCUCAAGUAAAUUCCAUUCCAGACCACAAAGUUCUCUUCAACAUGCUUCUCCUUGUCCUAUACCCACAUGGGGAUAUAUCAUUUUCCAUGGAAUAUCAACCCAGAUUUCCAUCAAAGAUGAACUCUUUUCAAUCCAUCUCAUGAAACCCAGAUCCUAAUUUCCAUUUAUUUGUACCCCAUUAUCUCAUUUACCUCUUAUUUGCUAGUCUGAUACAAAAAGAUCAGUUUUUUCAGAGAAAGAAAAUCACCCUCCAUGCUGAUAUUAGUUAUCACACUAGCUUCAGCUGCUUUGUUAGUACUUGUUGGACUCUAUGCCUUCUUUUACCGCAAGAGGGUAUCAGAAAAUGAGAACAAGGACAUUGAAAGCUCAGAGCACAAGCAGGAAGAGAUAGCUCAGAAGGAGGACUUGGUGAUCUUUCAAGGAGGAGAGGACUUGACAAUUUGUGACAUUUUGGAUGCUCCUGGGGAAGUGAUUGGAAAAUCCAAUUAUGGGACUCUGUAUAAGGCUCUGUUGCAGAGGAGCAACAGAGUGAGGCUGCUGAGGUUUCUGAGACCAGUGUGCACCACAAGAGCUGAAGAGCUGGAUGAGAUGGUUCAGUUUCUUGGAAGGAUUAGGCAUCCUAAUUUGGUUCCACUUCUGGGAUUUUACACUGGGCCAAGGGGAGAGAAGCUUCUUGUUCAUCCCUUCUAUAGGCAUGGGAAUUUGACUCAAUUCAUAAGAGAUGGAAAUGGAGAGUGUUACAAAUGGUCUAACAUACAUAGAAUAUCCAUUGGCAUAGCUAAAGGAUUAGAGCAUCUUCACACAGCACAAGAGAAGCCAAUUAUCCAUGGAAACCUCAAGUCGAAAAACAUUCUUUUGGACCGCUCGUACCAACCGCACAUCUCAGAUUCCGGCAUCCAUCUUCUGCUGAACCCCACUGCUGGCCAAGAAUUGCUUGAAAGUUCAGCUGCUCAGGGUUACAAGGCACCUGAGCUCAUCAAAAUGAAGGAUGUCAGUGAAGAGAGUGAUAUAUAUAGCCUCGGCGUAAUUUUGCUGGAAUUGCUUUCCGGAAAGGAGCCUAUCAAUGAGCACCCAACUCCUGAUGAGGAUUUCUACUUACCAAAUUUCAUGAGGAAUGCUGUUCUUGGACAUAGAAUUGCUGAUUUGUACCAUCCAGCCAUUCUUGUCAGCAACACUAGAGGUGAUGAAAUUCCAGUUACAGAAGAAUGCAUUCUCAAAUUUUUCCAACUUGCUAUGGCCUGUUGCUCCCCUUCUCCUUCAAUUAGACCUAACAUAAAGCAAGUCCUAAGGAAGCUUGAAGAAAUUAUACAAUAGGAGCCAUGUGGGAUUUUAAAAGAUUUAUUUGGAUAGUGGAAGGCCUUAGCUACUUUUGCUGCAAAGUUACUGCAUCCUUCAAUUCUUCAAAUUUAUAGGUAACAAUGAUGUGGUUGUAGACAAUAACAUUUAUAUAUGAGAAAAAUUAGGCUAAAGUAUACUGCUCACAUCAUGUUGAAUUCGCAAUCAAACAAAAACUUCAGGACAGUUGAUGUUGAUGUUAAGGGUAUAAGUCAAAUGAGGAAUUAUAGCUUGAAUCAA